AUGGCGGUCGAAGCUAUUCUUGUGAAAGCCUUGGGACUGAUCAUCGAGUUGACAGCACCUCCUGUCCUCCAAUAUCUGCGCCAAAUUUGGGGAGGAGUUGAUGGGGAGCUAGAGAAACUCAACAGGUAUUUACUCCAAAUCCAGCCUCUGGUUGAAGAUGCAGAGGAGAGGCAGCUCAUGGAUCAGACUGUCAAGUCUUGGCUGAUGCUGCUCAGAGAUGCUGCCUAUGAUGCUGAUGACAUUCUCGACAAGGCCAACACACAUGUCCUGCUCAUCCAGCGCAAGGCUGAGUUUUACGGUCCCCUGAAAAGCAAGGUGCGUGACUUUUUCUCUCUUGAUCAUAACCCACUCCUGUUUCAACUUCAGUUGGGGCACAAGCUUAGAAGCAUCAACCGAAGAAUAGAUGGUAUCAUAGAAGAGAUGCACAAGUUCAAUUUUAAGGUUGCAGACAACAACAAUAACAACAACAGACCUUGGAGGAAUAGGCCACCAACACAUUCAUAUGUACCUAAUUCAGAAGUGAUUGGCAGAGAUGAAGAUAAAGAGAAAAUGGUGGAGAUUCUGAUCCAUGAUCAUUUUGAGGAGAAAGUGGCAGUGGUUUCCAUUGUAGGUAUGGGCGGUUUAGGCAAGACAACACUUGCUCAGUUGGUCUACGGAGAUAAGAAUGUGGAGAGACACUUCCAAAUGCGCAUAUGGGUAUGUGUCUCUGAUGAUUUUGAUGUGGCAAAGCUUGCUAGAGACAUCGUGCUCACCGCCUCUGAGAAAUCUUAUGUGGAUACAAACAUGGAGUUGUUACAGCGGGAUCUACGGAAAGUCCUGGGGUAUAAGAGGUAUCUGCUUGUCUUAGAUGAUGUGUGGAAUGAAAGAUCACAUGAAGUGGGAUGCACUUAG
This is a messenger RNA of Dioscorea cayenensis subsp. rotundata (Guinea yam), 891 nucleotides long. Its product is annotated as putative disease resistance protein RGA4. The transcript has a single exon. Lineage: Eukaryota; Viridiplantae; Streptophyta; Magnoliopsida; Dioscoreales; Dioscoreaceae. Gene Ontology annotation, molecular function: ADP binding. Bases 1 to 891 code for a protein of 296 amino acids. The record is from RefSeq and is a predicted model, not a curated record.